Molecule: messenger RNA, 402 nt
Organism: Lottia gigantea (owl limpet)
Lineage: Eukaryota; Metazoa; Mollusca; Gastropoda; Lottiidae
Exons: 3
Biological process (GO): negative regulation of intrinsic apoptotic signaling pathway in response to DNA damage
Cellular component (GO): nucleus; cytoplasm
Source: RefSeq, a predicted model, not a curated record
AUGGCUAAUGAUGGAAGGAUAUUGAUCCACGCUAGCGUCAUUGCUGUCAAAGAUGAUCAGAUAUUAUAUCCGUGUUGUAAACAAUGCUAUUCCAAACUCCAACAUGAAGAGUAUGAAAAAGAGUGGAUAUGUUUUAAAUGUAGUAUAGUAUAUGAAGAAAGUAAACUAGAAUGGAGAUUUCGGCUCAGUAUAACAGUGGCAGAGAAAGCUAGUGUAACUGAUAUAGCUUUAUUUGGUAAAACUCUAGAACCAUACUUUGGUACAUCUGCUGAAAGAUUUCAUAGGUAUUUCACUUGUUCUGUGUUUCUAGGAAAAAUAGAUGAAGAUAAUUUACUGGAAGAAAACAUGCUUUUAAGCGCUUUAGAAGAGACUUUUGUCGGACAAAGUUUUAUAUUUGGUAUU